Molecule: messenger RNA, 1949 nt
Organism: Stegastes partitus (bicolor damselfish)
Lineage: Eukaryota; Metazoa; Chordata; Actinopteri; Pomacentridae
Gene: hint3
Product: histidine triad nucleotide binding protein 3
Exons: 5
Coding region: 19-519 (166 amino acids)
Molecular function (GO): catalytic activity
Source: RefSeq, a predicted model, not a curated record
ACAGUUCUUUGUACAGCAAUGGCCGGAGUCGAAGCUACACAACCUGCUCAGGUUGAUAUUUCCAAAACUAGCAGUGUGCAGACUGAAGGAUAUGACAAGAAGUGUAUUUUCUGCAAGAUUGUAAAUAAUGAAAUGGGCACGGAGCUCCUUCACUGUGAUGAAGAGAUCUCGUGUUUCAGAGAUAUUAAACCUGGAGCUCCCCACCAUUAUCUGGUUGUCCCAACCAAACAUGUUGGAAACUGUAAAUCACUCAGCAAAGAACAUGUGCCUUUGGUGAAGCAGAUGGUCGAAACAGGGAAAGCCAUCCUGCAAAAAAACAAUGUGACAGACCUCAGUGAUGUCAGGUUUGGUUUCCAUUGGCCCCCUUUCUGUUCUGUCACACACCUACACCUUCAUGUACUGGCACCUGUCAGUCAGAUGGGCUUCAUGUCCCGCCUCUUCUACAGACUCAACUCCUAUUGGUUUAUCACAGCAGACCAGCUGAUUGAUCUUCUCAACUCUAAAGGAGAGACAAACUGAUCACUUGGAUCCAGUUCUUGCACGACUUGACUGUGAUGAGGUGACUCACCCUUCUUGCAGAUGUAAUGUUGGAUGGGACACACGUUACUUUGCUGUCUGUUUAGUCACAGUUAAUGACAGUAGUUUAAACUGGUGACAUACUUGUAACAAGACAGUACUUCAUUUUUAGUUUUAAUACGUUUAGUAUGAAAACAUUUGGGACUUAAAGCCGAGUAGAAGCUUGAAUGAAGCCAAAUCUUUUUCUUUUUUGCUGCUUGAAACAUGUCAAAUAAAUGUUCAAGGAGCAUUCCAGUUUUGACAGUUUGUACUGAUGAAGUGAAUUGAAUCUACAGUAAUUGAAUAAAACAAUAUUUAGUUUACGGACCAAAGAGCAUACAGUGUGAUUCAGAUCAUUCUCAAGUUUAACGUCAAAAAAAUUGAAAAAUGGGUUGAGUAGAACAGUAGGUUUACUGAGAGGACUUUAAUCAUGUUCAUGAACAUCAUCAUUUUACUGUCACAAACACUAUUCAGCUCACAAGCUGUUUGAUUUCCUGUUAUGCACGACUGCUUUCAUGCCAUGUACUUCUGAUUUUAUGCAUGUGAAAACUGAAAUAUCUUGAAAAUUCUGCUACAAAAUGAUUGAUAUAAUAAUAAUAUAAUAUAAUAAUAAUAUAAUUUGUAUAUUGACAUAAUGUAUUUACUGUGUUGAUUACCUAAGCUGUGGUGUUCUUGCUGCAUAGCUGACAUGGGUCAAGCAUAGAGUACCAUCUUUAUUAAGUAUUAAUAAGGCUCUUGUAAAGUGGGAAGCACAGUGCACUUCAUGUUCUCAGCAAGCACUGAGUUACAAUGCUGUAUUUGUUUAAACAUGCGCAUCUGACAUUUGAUUUGAUGUUAUAUGUAAAGGUCUAUAAAGAUAUGUAAUGUGGAGUAAUGCUACUGUUCUAUAUUAUCAGAAUGUAAAACACUGCUCUGUACAAAAAGGUAUGCACUUUAAGAAUUAAUUUUGAAUAAAUAAUAUAAUAUUGCCUCUCAGGUCUGUUAUAAUACACAGAAUUUAGUUAACAACCUCUACCAAUCAGUACUUACAGUUCUCAUCUGUAUCUGCAGUAACACAAUAACAGGCAGAGCAGGGUUUAUUUUCUUUAUUAUAAUACCCUCAGGAGCACUUUCUAAUUGAAAAAUGUACUAUUGCUACUGUUGCCUUAUGUUAAAUCACAUUUAUUAGUUUGCAAGACCAUCACCUUAAAUGGUAGCUCAGACGAAGGGGUUUAUCAGUCCAUGCUUACUACAGUUCUCUACCGAUUAUUUCUCAUUUUAGUAAAGCAUUUUUAGUUCAUUGUGCCUGUUUAUCUGCCUAAGUGUGGUUUUGGUAUACUGAAUGUCAAACUGUAACACGAUUAUCUAAUUACAAAGCAUACUUGUAAUAAAUACAUGCUCUGAAGCAACCAGGA